GAAACGGGACUGGUUCUAAGCUCAGGGCAACGGUUUUAAGGAAAAGAGAAGCUGACUGUCUGUCGAGCAAACGUCUCUCUGAUCUUUUCAAUUUUUUAAUUUUCAGGGAAAAAGAUGCAAAGUCCUAAGCUAUGAUGGCGUGAAGCCUUAGCAUAUGAAUAUGUUGUCCCCUUUUCGACUUCUUUCUCUCUCUUAUUGAUUACGCCAUUGCCAUUUUUCCUUACAUGUCGAGCAUCUACGGAAUCGUCGAAUAGGAAUACCAACAAGGAUGGGGACUUCCGGGCAGGGGCAGAGCAACUACGAUCUGUCCUUCAAGAUCCUGCUCGUCGGAGAUUCCGCCGUCGGCAAAAGCAGCCUCCUCGUCAGUUUCAUUUCCAACCUUGUCGAAGAUCUUUCUCCGACCAUAGGUGUCGAUUUCAAGAUUAAGUUUCUAACAGCUGCAGGGAAGAGGCUGAAGCUUACAAUUUGGGACACAGCCGGACAAGAGAGGUUUAGGACAUUAACGAGCUCGUAUUACCGUGGAGCGCAUGGAAUCAUACUUGUAUACGAUGUAACAAGAAGGGAGACAUUCGACAAUUUAUCCGAGGUAUGGGCGAAAGAAUUGGAACUCUACUCGACGAAUCAAGAUCGCAUCAAGAUGAUCGUCGGGAACAAAUCUGAUAGAGAAUCCGAGCGAGCCGUGACCCGGGAAGAAGGGAUAGCCCUAGCAAAAGAGCUCGGAUGCUUAUUUGUCGAAUGUAGCGCCAAAACUCGAGAAAACGUGGAGCAAUGUUUCGAAGAGCUUGCAACGAAGAUAAUGGAGGUGCCCCGACUGCUGGAGGUAGGAUCAACAUCUGCGAAAAGAAUCAUGUUGAAACCAAAGCAAGAUCAUCAGACACUUGCCGGUGGCGGCAGUUGCUGCUCGUAGAGUCUUAGGACAGUCGACUCAGCCGUCGCUUCCUACUUCUCCGGUGAAUUUUCGUGUAAAUAAUGAGUGUGUUGUGUGUAUUAACAUAAGCUUCAUAGUUUAUUUAUUACAGUACAAGUUGGUUGAUUUAUGUAUGUAUGUAUGUAUAUGUAUGUAUCUAUGUGGUGGUUCAUAUAGAAUGGGCUUUAAUUUGUUAUGUUUCGUGGACCACGAACUAAGGGUGACUUGGUCGGAUCAAAUCGAAAAAAUCAACUUUUUUUUAUUUUU
Molecule: messenger RNA, 1174 nt
Organism: Andrographis paniculata
Lineage: Eukaryota; Viridiplantae; Streptophyta; Magnoliopsida; Lamiales; Acanthaceae
Product: ras-related protein RABC2a-like
Exons: 6
Coding region: 269-907 (212 amino acids)
Molecular function (GO): GTP binding; GTPase activity
Source: RefSeq, a predicted model, not a curated record